This is a messenger RNA of Perognathus longimembris pacificus (Pacific pocket mouse), 4117 nucleotides long. RefSeq names its product general transcription factor IIi (gene Gtf2i). Gene Ontology annotation, molecular function: DNA-binding transcription factor activity. The transcript is spliced from 34 exons. NCBI's taxonomy places the organism in Eukaryota, Metazoa, Chordata, Mammalia, Rodentia, Heteromyidae. Gene Ontology annotation, biological process: transcription by RNA polymerase II. Bases 354 to 3350 code for a protein of 998 amino acids. Gene Ontology annotation, cellular component: nucleus. The record is from RefSeq and is a predicted model, not a curated record.
GAACAAAAAAAAAAAAAAAAAAGGGGAGGAGGAGGAGGAGGGUGAGAGAGAAGCUCCGGGAGCAGAGAAAAGGGGCCGCCGGCGCCCCCCCCCGCUCCUCCGCGCGCGCUCUCUGGCCCCGGCCGCCGCGCUCGCCCCGGCCUCUCCGCUGGUCCCCGAGAACGGAUUGAGGAGCGGAGCGAGGCCCUGCCGGGGCAGCCAUGAGGCGGUGACAGGAGCGCGGCCGAGACGCUCGGGCCCGUCGCCCCCCACCUCCGCCUGCCGCCCGCCAGCCCCUGCCGAGCCCGCCCGCCCAAGCCCCAUUAGCGUCUCGUCGGCGCUCCGCUGCCCGGAGGCGGCUGCACUCGGGGACCAUGGCGCAGGUGGCGAUGUCGUCGCUGCCUGUUGAAGAUGAGGAGUCUUCGGAGAGCCGGAUGGUGGUGACCUUCCUCAUGUCUGCACUAGAGUCCAUGUGUAAGGAGCUGGCCAAGUCCAAGGCGGAAGUGGCCUGCAUGGCCGUGUACGAGACGGACGUGUUCGUGGUGGGGACCGAGAGGGGACGUGCCUUUGUCAACGCCAGGAAGGACUUCCAGAAGGACUUUGUAAAAUACUGUGUUGAAGAAGAGGAGAAGGCAGCUGAGAUGCACAAGAUGAAGGUGGCCGGCCAGGGCAGCCGGAUGAGUGUGGAUGCUGUGGAAAUUGAAACUCUCAGAAAAACAGUUGAGGACUAUUUCUGCUUUUGCUAUGGAAAAGCUUUAGGCAAGUCCACCGUGGUCCCUGUCCCCUACGAGAAGAUGCUGCGGGACCAGUCUGCUGUGGUGGUGCAGGGGCUCCCCGAGGGAGUGGCCUUCCAGCACCCUGAGAACUACGAUCUUGCCACCCUCAAAUGGAUUUUGGAGAACAAAGCAGGGAUCUCAUUCAUCAUUAAGAGGCCUUUCCUAGAGCCGAAGAAACACUUAGGUGGUCGUGUGAUGGUACCUGACGCCGAAAGGUCAAUUCUAUCUCCAGGUGGCAGCUGCGGCCCCAUCAAGGUGAAAAUGGAGCCCACAGAAGACUCUGGCAUCUCCCUGGAGAUGGCCGCUGUGACGGUGAAGGAGGAGUCUGAAGACCCUGACUACUACCAGUACAACCUGCAAGCAGGCCCAUCCGAGACGGCCGAGGUGGACGAGAAGCUCCCCCUUGCCAAGCCUCUGCCAGGCAGCCACCAUUCCUCCGAGGGCACCGAAGGAGCGGAGGUGGAAGCGCCUGCAGAAGAUUCUACUCAACAUGUCCCUUCAGAAACAAGUGAGGACCCUGAAGUUGAGGUGACUAUUGAAGAUGACGACUAUUCCCCACCCACCAAGAGACCAAAGAGCAGCGAGCCACCACCGCCGCCCGUGGCUGAGCCCAUCAAUGCUGGCAAACGGAAAGUGCGCGAGUUCAACUUUGAGAAAUGGAAUGCCCGAAUUACUGACCUGCGUAAACAAGUUGAAGAGUUAUUUGAGAGAAAAUAUGCUCAAGCUAUAAAAGCCAAAGGUCCUGUGACGAUUCCGUACCCUCUUUUCCAGUCCCACGUUGAAGACCUUUAUGUAGAAGGCCUUCCCGAGGGGAUUCCUUUCAGAAGGCCGUCCACCUACGGGAUCCCCCGCCUUGAGAGGAUCCUGCUGGCAAAGGAGCGGAUUCGUUUCGUGAUUAAGAAACACGAGCUGCUCAACUCAACCCGGGAAGAUCUGCAGCUGGACAAGCCUGCGUCAGGAGUCAAGGAGGAGUGGUACGCCAGGAUCACCAAGCUGCGCAAGAUGGUGGACCAGCUGUUCUGCAAGAAAUUCGCGGAGGCCUUGGGCAGUGGCGAGGCCAAGGCAGUGCCCUACCAAAAAUUUGAGGCCCAUCCAAACGACCUGUAUGUGGAGGGCCUCCCUGAAAACAUCCCCUUCCGGAGUCCCUCCUGGUAUGGGAUCCCCCGGCUGGAGAAGAUCAUUCAAGUUGGCAACCGGAUCAAGUUUGUGAUUAAAAGGCCAGAACUUCUGACUCACAGCACAACUGAAGUCACUCAGCCAAGGACAAAUACUCCAGUCAAAGAAGACUGGAAUGUGAGAAUUACCAAGCUUCGGAAGCAAGUGGAAGAGAUCUUCAACUUGAAAUUUGCCCAGGCCCUUGGACUCACGGAGGCUGUGAAGGUGCCGUACCCCGUGUUUGAGUCCAAUCCUGAGUUCCUAUAUGUGGAGGGCCUGCCAGAAGGGAUCCCCUUCCGAAGCCCCACCUGGUUCGGGAUCCCGCGCCUGGAGAGGAUUGUCCGAGGGAGCAACAAAAUCAAGUUUGUGGUGAAGAAGCCAGAGCUAGUUGUGUCCUACCUGCCUCCGGGAAUGGCCACUAAGAUAAACACUAAAGCAUUGCAGUCCCCGAAAAGACCGCGCAGUCCUGGGAGUAAUGCGAAGGUUCCUGAGAUUGAGGUGACGGUGGAAGGCCCCAAUAACAACAGUCCUCAGACCUCCGCCGUGCGGACCCCGACCCAGACCAAUGGCGCCAACGUUCCCUUCAAGCCCCGUGGCAGAGAAUUCUCCUUUGAGGCCUGGAACGCCAAAAUUACUGACCUGAAGCAGAAAGUUGAAAAUCUUUUCAAUGAAAAAUGCGGUGAGGCGCUUGGUCUGAAGCAGGCAGUGAAGGUCCCAUUCGCGCUCUUCGAGUCUUUCCCAGAGGACUUCUACGUGGAGGGCCUGCCCGAGGGGGUGCCCUUCCGCAGGCCAUCCACCUUCGGCAUUCCCCGGCUGGAGAAGAUCCUGCGCAACAAGGCCAAGAUCAAGUUCAUCAUCAAGAAGCCUGAGAUGUUUGAGACAGCCAUCAAGGAGAGCACGUCAUCCAAGAGCCCACCCCGGAAAAUUAACUCCUCGCCCAGUGUGAACACUACUGCCUCCGGCGUGGAGGACCUGAACAUCAUCCAAGUGACCAUUCCAGAUGACGACAGCGAGCGGCUGUCCAAGGUGGAGAAGGCCCGGCAGCUGCGCGAGCAGGUCAAUGACCUCUUCAGCCGCAAGUUUGGUGAAGCCAUUGGCAUGGGUUUCCCGGUGAAGGUGCCCUACAGGAAGAUCACCAUCAACCCUGGCUGUGUAGUGGUAGAUGGCAUGCCUCCCGGCGUGUCCUUCAAAGCUCCUAGCUACCUGGAGAUCAGCUCCAUGAGACGGAUCUUAGACUCUGCCGAGUUCAUCAAGUUCACAGUCAUCAGGCCGUUCCCAGGACUGGUGAUUAAUAACCAGCUGGUGGAUCAGAACGAGGCUGAGGGCCCUGCGACACAAGAGUCAGCCGAGCAGAGCCAGUUGGAAGCUCCUGUGGCAGAAGACAUGAAAGAGGCAGACGGAAGCUCCCAGAUCAAGCAGGAGCCCGACCCCACGUGGUAGACGGCUCCUUCCAGGCCCGGUGAGCCACGGCGUGUCCCGUGCAUUUCUGCACAGAUCGUCCUUGGCCACUGCGGGUUUCGGGUGGGACGUGACACAGUGCUGACGGCUCUCCCCUGUGUCCUUGCAGCCGCGGCGUGGGAGCGGAGCGGCCGUGCCACGAGCUGUGUACAGUACUUGUAUAACAGAAUUCCUUCUAUACAAACCUUCUUUUCUACUUUUAGAUAGAAAUGUCUACUUUUUCAGCCGUCUGUGGAUCGCAGCACGGUGGCCAGCGGGGUGGUGGGGUGCUGUGCAGGUGCCGCGGGGUGCAGGCCUCCGCCCAGGCCCGGCGGCUCUUUAGUUUUUCUAAACCUUUCCAAGUGGACAGUCCACGUCCAAGUGUCGACUGACCUCUCCCGAGCCUGGCCCCAUGGUCCAUGUUUUUGUCAUAGUUGAGAGUGGCGGGCGGCAGCGCCUUGGCCUCUCUGGGUUGGCUGUCCCGCCCCACCGCGCUGUGGCCGGGACGGCGCAGGGGUGCCGUGGAGCGCGUGUGCCCGCACAGCACGCGUGGCGUGGAGCUUGGCACCCGAAUGCCCCUCCGCCUGUUGGUAGAUUGCGUGGCUCACAGACGGCCGCUGCGCGAGGGGCAUAGUUUCCUUAGCUUUAUCACGAAGAUACCCACGGAGAUUAUAUCACAUGGUAGCAGAAAUAGGCAUUUUCUGUGUUGCUUAUAUUUUACCUCAGAUUGUAGAUAUAGGGUAACAAAUAAAGUCCAUCCAUGCCUUUCA